This is a messenger RNA of Paramecium sonneborni, 1422 nucleotides long. NCBI's taxonomy places the organism in Eukaryota, Ciliophora, Oligohymenophorea, Peniculida, Parameciidae. The record is from the annotation of a GenBank genome assembly.
AUGGAUGAAUAUAUUAUAGAUGAUAGAGUAAAUGAAUAAGAUCGAAAUUACCUAUUAUCUUAAGUUGAUUCUAUACAUACUCUUUACAUAACAAGAGAACAAAUAUAAUCGAUUAAAGAAUAAUUAAAUUCUGAAGAUUACAUAACCAUUCAUAUUGCCUUAUAAAGAUUGCUACGAUUAAUCUUUCUAGAAUUCCAUAUUGAGAAUUUCCCUCUUGAUUUAGAUGAAGCUGGUAAUUAAUAUCAUUUUACCUAAUUCAUCAUUCAAAAUAAUAUUAUUCAAACCCUUAUUCAUUUAAUUUAAGUUCAAUACUCUAUACAAAGUACAAUAGAUUCUACUUAAAUCCUUUUAUGUUUACUUUGUGGAACAUCUUAAUAAGUAGAACUAAUAUUACAUAAUGGAUUAGUAUAAACACUGUCUUUUUUACUUUAAUCUAAUAUAGAUUUAAUCUCAUUUACUGGGCUUGUUGCUGUUUUAUAAGCUGCUAAAAUUAGACAUUCGAAAUCUUUUUGUAAAUAAUUCCUCAAUAGUUAAUGUGAAUAAUUUAUAUUUAAAAGAUAUUCUAAAGAACCUGAAUAUUGUUUAAAAACACUGUAUUCUUUGUGUACAAAAAAACCUUCCAUGAAAUUUGAAUUAAUUAAGUCAAGUAUUCUAUUUAUAGUUGAUAAAAUUCACAAAGAAAAUAAAAUUGGAAUUAUAUCUAAAUGCAUUUGUAUUGUAACUGGUAAAUGGAUACCUUUACCUCCUUUAAAAGAAAACCAUCUAAAAAGAAUUUAAUUACUUUUAGAUCUGAAUAUAAUUACGAGAUUUAUUUAACUCAUGAAAAAACAUGAAUCAGAAUAUGAAUUAUUAUAAGUCAUUUUAACAAAUUUAAUAUUUGUUUUAUCUGGAACUGAUUAAUAAUUCUAGUUUGUUUUAAAAUAAGGAAUAAUGAGAUAAGUCUAAAAGUUAUUAGAUUGCAAAGAUAAAAGCACUUUUCAUAGAUGUCUUGCAUUUUUAGUUUAGAUUACUAAUAAAUAAUUAGGAGUUAAUUAUCUUUUUGAAUAAAAAACCAUAAUUGCAAUACUAAUUAGAAUUUAUAGUGUUGAAUAGAAAGAAUUUGCAUUCAUAAAGAUUUUAUCAAUAUUUGAAAAUUUGAUAAAUUUAGGAAAUAUUGAAUAAGUUUAAUGCUUAAUUGAUUAAUAAUUAAUUAGAAUAAUCAUUAAAAAUUUAAGAUAAAAUAUAAAUUAAGAUAAUGUAUAAUUAAAUUGUAAGUCAGUAGAAUUAUUAGAAUAAUUAUUAAAAAAGGUUAGAAAUAUAAACAAGGAUAAGUAUGAAAUGUGGAAAGAAGAGUUUAUAAAAUUAGAAGGAAUUUAGGCAUUGAAAGAAUUGAGUUCAAAAACAGAAUAAAUAUUUUAAAUAAAUGAAUUUUUAAAUACUUGA